Messenger RNA from Calypte anna (Anna's hummingbird), 2941 nucleotides. It is a transcript of the gene NAPB, whose product is annotated as NSF attachment protein beta. Gene Ontology annotation, cellular component: vacuolar membrane; terminal bouton; synaptobrevin 2-SNAP-25-syntaxin-1a complex. The record is from RefSeq and is a predicted model, not a curated record. The coding region runs from base 114 to 1004 and encodes 296 amino acids. Gene Ontology annotation, biological process: SNARE complex disassembly; synaptic transmission, glutamatergic; regulation of synaptic vesicle priming. The transcript is spliced from 11 exons. Gene Ontology annotation, molecular function: soluble NSF attachment protein activity; syntaxin binding. Lineage: Eukaryota; Metazoa; Chordata; Aves; Apodiformes; Trochilidae.
GCCCACCCCCGCGUGCACGCGCCCGGCGGUGCGGAGGAGGAAGAGGAAGAGGAGGAGGAAGAGGAGGAAGCAGCAACAGCAACAGCAGGGGGAGGAGCAGCGGAGGCCGCAGGAUGGACAGUGCGGGGAAGGAGCGUGAGGCCGUGCAGCUGAUGGCGGAGGCGGAGAAGCGGGUGAAGGGCUCGCACUCCUUCCUGCGGGGGCUCUUCGGGGGUAACACCAGGGUGGAGGAAGCCUGUGAGAUGUACACCAGGGCUGCCAACAUGUUCAAGAUCGCCAAGAACUGGAGUGCUGCAGGGAAUGCCUUCUGCCAGGCAGCCAAGCUCCACAUGCAGCUGCAGAGCAAGCACGACUCGGCCACCAGCUUCGUGGAUGCAGGGAAUGCCUACAAGAAAGCAGAUCCCCAAGAGGCCAUCAACUGCUUAAAUGCAGCCAUUGAUAUCUACACUGACAUGGGCCGUUUCACCAUCGCUGCCAAGCACCACAUCACCAUUGCUGAGAUCUACGAGGCUGAGCUGGUGGACAUUGAGAAGGCCAUUGCACACUACGAGCAGGCUGCAGACUACUACAAAGGAGAGGAGUCCAACAGCUCAGCCAACAAGUGUCUGCUGAAGGUGGCUGCCUACGCUGCCCAGCUGGAGCAGUACCCCAAGGCCAUCGAGAUCUACGAGCAGGUGGGAACAAACACCAUGGACAACCCUCUGCUCAAGUACAGUGCCAAGGAGUAUUUCUUCAAAGCUGCUCUGUGUCACUUCAUUGUGGAUGAGCUCAACGCCAAGCUUGCACUUGAGAAGUAUGAAGAGAUGUUCCCUGCGUUCACAGACUCAAGGGAGUGCAAGCUACUGAAAAAACUGCUGGAAGCCCACGAGGAGCAGAACAGUGAGGCAUACACCGAGGCAGUGAAGGAGUUCGACUCGAUAUCUCGGUUGGACCAGUGGCUCACCACCAUGCUGCUGCGCAUCAAGAAAUCCAUCCAGGGGGAGGGGGACGGGGACCUCAAGUGACCCCUUCCUGCUCUCCAUGGCAUGCAGCCUCACUUCCCAGCCCCUGUGUUCCUGCCAAGGACCACUGCAGGCUCCCUCGCCCAGCCCCUCAGCUUUCUCUUUUGUUGCUCACCAGUCCCUGUGUCCCUGUAGUGCCCUGCUCUGUGUCGUGGGUGGGUGGGUGGGUGGGGGGGUGGGAGCCUCCUGGCAGCUCUUUCCCAGGUGGAAGCAGCAGGAAAGCCCUGGUGUGGUCAGCUGGGAGCCCGAUAUCUGUGCUGGCAGCUGCUCCUCCUGCCCCUGCUCCAGCAUGGAAACCUUUUGCCUGCACCCACAGAUCCCUUCUGCCCCCCCUUGCCUCUUUCUGUUUCUCUGUGGACCUUGGUUUGGUGGGGUUUUUGGUCUGGUUUUGUUUAAAUUAUUAUUUUAUUUUAUUUUUUUUUAACCUGGUGGCAGUGAAAGGCUUUGUGCUGCUCCCCUGCAGUGUCUGCACCCCCUGCCCUGUCACCCAGGGGCACAGGGCUGGGGUGUGGGUGUCCCCACUCUUGUGUUCUGCAGGUCUGGAUCUUGUACAAUGUAAACGUUCUGCUCCCUUCUCCCUGCAUCUGUUUUACCACUUCUGUUCCAUGGUGCAUCCCCCCCACCCUGAGCUGCCCUGAGCAACAAGCUCUUCUUCUGACUUAAUUUAUAUUAACAACCCCUGGUGUGGGUCCCCUCGCUGGGAAGGUGCUGACUGAGCCUUGGGGGGUGACAGGAACCCCUGUGGGAGUUGCUUGGGUGACAGGAACCCCUGUGGGAGUUGUCUGGGUGACAAGAACCCUUGUUGGGGGUUGUUUGGGUGAUAAAAACCUUUGCUGGAGGUGUCUGGGUGACAGGAAACCCUGUGGCAGGUUUGGGUGACAGGAACCCUUGCUGGAGUUGUCUGGGUGACAAGAGCCCUUGUUGGGAGUUGUCUGGGUGACAGAAACCUUUGCUGGAGUUGUUUGGGUGACAGGAACCCCUGUGGGAGUUGUUUGGGUGACAGGAACCCCUGUGGGAGUUGUCUGGGUGACAGAAACCUUUGCUGGAGUUGUCUGGGUGACAGGAACCCCUGUGGCAGGUUUAGGUGACAGGAACCCUUGCUGGAGUUGUCUGGGUGACAAGAGCCCUUGCUGGGAGUUUUCUGGGUGACAGGAACCCUUGCUGGGAGUUGUCUGGAUGACAGAAACCUUUGCUGGAGUUAUCUGGGUGACAAGAGCCCUUGUUGGGAGUUGUCUGGGUGACAGGAACCCUUGCUGGAGUUGUCUGGGUGACAAGAGCCCUUGUUGGGAGUUGUUUGGGUGACAGGAACCCUUGUUGGGAGUGGUCUGGGUGACAGGAACCCCUGUGGGAGGUGUCUGGGUGACAGGAACCCCUGCUGGAGGUGUCUGGGUGACAGAUGAGCCCUGAUGGCUUUGGGGAGGUGCAGGCACAUCCCAACCCCUGUGGUCACCUUUGGGUCUGUGCUUUGUUUCCCCCCUGGUCUCGGGUCUGGGUGAUGGGGGGGACCUGGGGCCCUGCAGGUCCUCAGAGCUGUCACCCUGUCCCUGCAGUGAGGCCACCUCGGGCUCUGCUGCUGAUGGGAAGAAUGGAAACAAGGAAUUAAUUAAUUUGGUGUUUGGCCCAGCUGCAGUGGGGCAGAGCAGGGAGAGGGGGGCAGCCCCAGGGGGUUGGGGGGUUUCUCCCCUUGGUUGUCUCUGCCCAGGCUGUGGUUUGGUUUCAGUCCAGGGGUGGGGGUUGGACACUCCCUGGUUCAUUGGGCUCAGGGUUCGGUUCUGUUCCAGGGGCUGGCUAACAGAAAAGAAACCCAAAAACCCUCCUGGCACAUGCUAAAGGAGGGGAUUUUGUUUUCCUGCCUGAGGUCACUGGGGGAGCAUUCUGUGCAUCCUGAACUCCCAGCCCCCAGUCCCAGUCCCCAGCCCCCAGUCCCAGCCCCCAGUCCC